GUUCAACAUGCACCUCCGCAGCUCUGCCCCAUGUGCACUCGCACUGAGUGGCAGGUUUUGCGCUCUGUGUGAAAGCCAGGCGGCCUCCGGCAGCGAUCAAUGGGAGGAUGAACCCCAGCACGAUCCUCGAAGAAUUUCUCAUCAAACGCUCUCAGCAGAAACGAAGGACAUCUCCAGCAAACUACAAAGAGCGCCACUUUGUUCUGACCAAAUCAAGGCUGACAUAUUUUGAAUUCCGACAGGGGAAGAAGUCAAUCGUGAAGGGGUCGAUCGACCUGGCCAAGAUCAAGUGUGUGGAGAUUGUAAUCAGUGAUAUCAGCAUUCCCUGCAGCUACAAGUACCCGUUCCAGGUCGUCCACGACAAUUAUAUUCUGUACGUUUUUGCGCCCAAUAAGGACAGCCGGCUUCGCUGGGUGUGCGCACUGAAGGAAGAAACUAAGAACAACAACACUCUGAUCCCCAAGUUCCACCCGAACUUCUGGACUGAGGGUCGUUGGCGGUGCUGCUCCCAGCUGGACAAGCUGGCGGCGGGCUGUCUGCUGUACGACCCAAACCGGGACUCAACGAAAAAGCCUCUCCCCCCCACCCCCGAACCCAACAAGCGUAAGCCUUUGCCGCCGGAGCCAGAGGAGGUUGGGAGCGGGAGGGAGAGCGAGAGGGAGCCAGAGCCCGAGGGAGAGGCGCUGGUCAUAGCGCUGUAUGACUUUCACGGCCAAGACCCACAGACACUGUCGCUGGAGAAGGAUGAGGAGUAUGUCAUCGUUGAGAAGACGGAUGUGAACUGGUGGCAAGUGCGUGACAGACUCGGAUGUGUGGGUUUUAUUCCCACCAGCUAUGUGGUGGAGAAGAAGCCGGACAAUCUACAGCAGUUUGAGUGGUACAACAAGAACAUCAUCAGGAGCAAAGCAGAGCAGCUGCUCCAAGAGGAGGGUAAGGAAGGAGCCUUCAUGGUGAGAGACUCAAGGCAAGCCGGCAUGUACACGGUGUCUGUCUACACCAAAGCUACCAGCGAAUCGUGUCCCGGAGUGAAACAUUACCACAUCAAAGAGGUGCUGGAGGGCCACAAGCGCUAUUACCUGGCAGAGAAACACGUCUUUGAUUCCAUCCCAGAACUCAUCCACUAUCAUCAGCACAAUGCCGCAGGUCUGGUCACACGCCUGCGAUACCCUGUGUCCUCCUGGAGACAGAUGGUCCCUUCAACAGCCGGCUUCAGCUACGGGAAAUGGGAGAUUGCGCCCACAGACCUGACGUUCCUGGAGGAGCUGGGCAGCGGGCAGUUUGGUGUGGUGCAGCUCGGCUACUGGCAGAACCAGUGCUGUGUGGCCAUCAAGACGAUCCGUGAGGGAGCCAUGUCCGAGGAGGACUUCAUAGAGGAAGCUCAGGUUAUGAUGAAGCUGUCUCACCCCAAACUGGUCCAGCUGUUUGGUGUGUGUACACAGACCAGCCCCAUCUGCCUGGUGUUUGAGCACCUGGAGCAUGGCAGCCUGUCCGAGUACCUGGGGCAGAACCGCGGCACCUUCAACACGGGCUCCCUGCUGGGCAUGUGCCAGGACACCUGCCAGGGCAUGGAAUACCUCGAGAGGAACCAGUUCCUACACCGCGACCUGGCCGCAAGGAAUUGUUUAGUUGGAGAGUCGCUGGUGGUGAAAGUCUCUGAUUUUGGAAUGACCAGGUUUGUGCUGGAUGACCAGUACACCAGCUCCUCUGGCACCAAGUUCCCUGUGCGCUGGUCGGCACCGGAGGUUUUCCGUUACUUUAAGUUCAGCAGCAAGUCGGACGUCUGGUCAUUUGGGGUGCUGAUGUGGGAGAUUUUCUCGGAGGGGAAGAUGCCGUAUGAGAACCGGCUGAACUCGGAGGUUGUCACUGAAAUCGCCGCUGGGUUACGGCUGCUCAAACCCAGACUUGCCCUCGACUCCCUGUACAACAUGAUGGUGCAAUGCUGGUGUGAGAAACCAGAAGAUCGGCCAUCGUUUUUCCAGCUUCAGGAUGAACUGUGUGAGCUGUCAGAGUGCGGAGAGUGAGUUCCGGGAAUGC
Messenger RNA from Callorhinchus milii (elephant shark), 2034 nucleotides. RefSeq names its product IL2 inducible T cell kinase. Lineage: Eukaryota; Metazoa; Chordata; Chondrichthyes; Chimaeriformes; Callorhinchidae. The coding region runs from base 108 to 2021 and encodes 637 amino acids. Gene Ontology annotation, molecular function: protein binding; ATP binding; non-membrane spanning protein tyrosine kinase activity. The transcript is spliced from 17 exons. Gene Ontology annotation, biological process: adaptive immune response; T cell receptor signaling pathway; intracellular signal transduction. The record is from RefSeq and is a predicted model, not a curated record.